Capronia coronata CBS 617.96 is the source of this 2727-nucleotide messenger RNA. RefSeq names its product DNA topoisomerase I. NCBI's taxonomy places the organism in Eukaryota, Fungi, Ascomycota, Eurotiomycetes, Chaetothyriales, Herpotrichiellaceae. The record is from RefSeq and is a predicted model, not a curated record. Gene Ontology annotation, cellular component: nucleolus; chromosome. The transcript has 4 exons. Gene Ontology annotation, molecular function: DNA binding; DNA topoisomerase type I (single strand cut, ATP-independent) activity. Bases 1 to 2727 code for a protein of 908 amino acids. Gene Ontology annotation, biological process: DNA replication; DNA topological change; chromosome segregation.
AUGGCAUCUUCAGACGAUGAUAUGCCCCUCGCCGGGUCGAGAAAGUCGAAUGGCACGAACGGGGUCACCAAGUCUCUCUCCGAUUCGAGGAUACCCGCAUCUGUCGACGCUGCGAUGGACAAACAAAUUCCCACGAACGGAGAGAUCAUGCCUGGCAUAUCGAUGGCGAAUGGUGAUGUGAAGGUGGAAGACACGCCCAUGCAAGACGCCGACAACAAUCAUCUCACAAACGGUUCCGCGAAUGCCAAACGCAAGGUUCGAGACAGUCUCAGUCGACCAGACUAUGCGGAUGCCCAGAGUAGCGACGACGAUGUACCACUGAGUAAAAAGAGAAAGACGACGACAGCUCCUCCGGGUUCCGAUUCCGACGAUGCUCCUCUGCUGGCUAAGGCUAAAGCAAAUGGCAAGACGGUCACCAAGCCACCACGCGCCAAUGCAGCGCAGAUAGGAGAGUCAUCAGAUUCUGAUGUUCCUUUGGGUAAAAAGUUGGCCAAGCAGAAACAACAGAUUGAAAAGGCCGCAGAGAAAGAAGCAAAGCAGAUUCGCCAGGAUGAGAAGAAAGAGGCCGCAAAAUCCACCAAGAAAGCUCCUCCAGUUAAGAAGGUCAAGAAGGAGGAGUCGACUGACGACGACAAACCUCUGGCCAAGCGGGCUUCAGCAGCGACCAGCAAAAAGGCCAAGGCCGAUUCUUCCACACCGGCUAGGAAGACAAAGCCAAAUUCCAAAGCCGCCAAGAAGGAGGAAACUGCCGAUCCGGAGGACGAAGAUGACGAGGAGGAAGACAUUAAGUGGUGGGAGGAUCCUACCAAAGGCGACGGAACCAACAAAUGGGAGACCCUGCAGCACAACGGCGUUGUCUUCCCACCGCCUUACCAACCACUUCCGGAGAACGUCAAAAUGAAAUAUGAUGGCGUGCCUGUCUCACUUCAUCCUGAUGCUGAGGAGGUUGCCGGUUUCUUUGGAUCUAUGCUCAAUUCCACACACAACGUGGAGAAUCCCACGUUUCAGAAGAACUUCUUCGCCGAUUUCAAGGACAUCUUGAAGAGGACCGGCGGAGCAACCGACAGCAGGACAGGCAAGAAAAUCGAAAUCAAGGAAUUCCAAAAGUGCGAUUUCCGGCCAAUCUUCGAGCACUAUGAAGCUGAGAGGGCAGCUAAAAAGGCAAUGCCGGCGGCCGAAAAGAAAGCUCUCAAGGCUGCGAAAGAUGCCGCCGAAGCUCCGUACAUGUACUGCAUUUGGGACGGCAAGAAACAGAAGGUGGGCAACUUCCGUGUCGAACCUCCUGGUCUGUUCCGCGGUCGGGGUGAGCAUCCCAAGACCGGCAAGGUCAAGACGCGGGUAAUGCCAGAACAAGUCACGUUGAACAUCGGCAAAGAAGCCACUGUGCCUCCACCGCCUGAAGGGCACAAGUGGAAGGAGAUCAAGCAUGACAAGCAAGGGACGUGGCUGGCAAUGUGGCAGGAGAACAUCAACGGCAACUACAAGUACGUGAUGCUCGCGGCGAAUUCCGACAUCAAAGGCCAGAGCGAUUACAAGAAGUUCGAAAAGGCUCGGGAGUUGAAGAAGCAUAUCGACCGGAUCCGCAAAGACUAUCGAAAAGAUCUGAAGUCCGACCUGAUGGCGGAUCGACAGAAAGCCACUGCCAUGUAUCUGAUUGAUCAAUUCGCCCUGCGUGCCGGCAACGAGAAAGGGGAAGAUGAAGCCGACACGGUUGGUUGUUGUUCGCUGAAGUACGAACAUAUUACGUUACGUGCUCCAAACACGGUGAUCUUCGACUUCCUGGGUAAAGACAGCAUUCGAUUCCACGAGGAAUUCGAAGUCGACCCCCAGGUCUUCAAGAACCUGAAAAUCUUCAAGAAGCCCCCCAAGAAAGAAGGGGACGACAUCUUCGAUCGUUUGACCACGACGCAACUCAACAAUCAUCUCAAGAACUACAUGCCCGGCUUGACGGCCAAGGUGUUCCGUACGUACAACGCGUCGUUCACCAUGGCCAAACUGUUGAGUGAGAUGAAAUCCGAGGGCUCGAUCCCCGAGAAGAUCAAGGACUACAACGACGCCAACCGGAAAGUGGCGAUUCUGUGCAACCACAAGCGCACUGUGGCUGCCACCCACGUCAACCAGAUGGAGAAAUUGGGUGAUCGUCUCAAAGGCCUCAAGUACCAGCAAUGGCGGCUCAAACAGAUGAUGCUCGACGUUGACCCCAAGAUCAAGAAGAAGAAGGGCGCCGAGUAUUUCGCCUUGCCGGAUGACUUGGACGAGGCCUGGAUCCAGGAGCAUCAGGCAUAUUUGGUGGAAGAACAAAAGAACAAGAUCAUCAAGAAAUUCGAGAAAGACAACGAGAAGCUGCAAGCCGAAGGGCAGAAGCCGAUGAAGCAGAAAGAACUCGACGAGCGUCUGGAGGUCGUCAAGGAGCUCGAAAAGAAGUUCAAGAAGGAAAACAAGACCAAAAAGGUCGAGGCCGAAGGCAAAUCUCCCACGAUCGAAAAGCUGGAGGAGAACGUCAAGAAGUUCGAUGCCAGAAUCGCCACCAUGUCCAUCCAAGCGGAGGACAGAGAGAACAAUAAAGAGGUGGCACUGGGGACGUCCAAGAUCAACUACAUCGACCCGCGCCUGACCGUGGUGUUCUGCAAGAAGUUCAACGUCCCCAUUGAGAAGCUGUUCUCCAAGACCCUGCGCGAGAAGUUCGAAUGGGCCAUCAAGUCGGUUGACGAGCACUGGGCUUUCUAG